AUGGACUACAUUUGGCAUGAGAUGCGAGAGUGUGCCUUCCUCCGCAAGCUUCCACAAUAUGCACCAUACAUUACGAGGCUCAUUUGCCUCAAAUGGGAACAAGCUUGCCGUGGAGACUUCCUCGAACAAUGCUACCCUAUCACUAUCCAUAAGGAGCGGAGCCCCAAUUUCAAGAACCACGCUCUCCCGAGGUAUGGCAAGAAUGCUCCCAAGGACCCGGAGGAGGAGGAGGCCGAUAGUGAUGAUUCCGACUUUGUUCCAAACUCUGUCAAGACCAAAUACCUCUUCGCCAAGCUCACCGCUCGCUCCGAGGACAAUAUCACCCCUCCCAGCGAAUGGAAGUCCAAGCACACUUGGUCUAGCUCCGAGGAGUCCAUUCCUGAGCGUGUUGUGCGCCCCUCUCCACCUCAUGGCAAGGGCCAUGUCCAAGACGAAGAAGAGAUUGAGGAAGAGGACGAAGACGAGCACAUGUAUGGGUAUGAUGAAGACGAAGAUGCUGAGGAGGACGAGGAGGAGGAAGAUGAGGACGAGGAUGACGAGUGA
This is a messenger RNA of Lolium perenne, 543 nucleotides long. NCBI's taxonomy places the organism in Eukaryota, Viridiplantae, Streptophyta, Magnoliopsida, Poales, Poaceae. The record is from RefSeq and is a predicted model, not a curated record.